UCUCUUUUUAAAUGCAUCAAUAUUUUUGUAAUUUUCUUCCCUUUCAGUAGUUUUGCUUCACGUCUUUUGACUCCGAGACUCAUGGUGUUCGCACAGGGUGAGGUAGUAGGUUGUGUGGUUUCAGGGUUGUGAUUUUGCCCCAUCAGGAGCUAACUAUACAACCUACUGCCUUCCCUGGAGGGCAGCAAUACAUCACAGGAGCGCAAACCUCUUUAUCAUCUUUCUAAUGACCCUUAAAACACUUGGCACAUGACUGGUAUUCGGUUUCAAACUCGUCUCUGAAUCGGUAAGUGAUGCUGCUUCAUCAGGCUUUUUUGCUGAAACAUGACUCCUUGUACAGAUUGUACAAAAACUGUAUUCUGGGUUUAUUCAUUGAUUUGCUAUGUUUUUCUUUCUUAAUUAAAUAAAGAUAUAACUGCAAAAAACGAUUGAAGUCUGGUCUUCUUUCUACAUCAAAUCUAAUUAUUGAAAUAUUUUCUCCUUGAAAUCCUGGCAUGUAAUCCCUUUUAAGUAGCUCAUUAUAUAACAAAAUACUCACAGUAUCUAAGAGGCUUCUGAAGAUUAUCUCCUCAUCUGUCUUUUUUUUUUUUUUUUUUUUGUAUUACCCAUCUGUUCAAGCAAUUAAUUUCCAGGUUUCAAAUCAAAGAUAAGGAUGAAAAGUCAAAACUUUCAAGAUGGGAUUUUACAUAUUUUACUAAAAGAUCAUAUCUGGAUUUACAGCUUUAAAAUAAUUCCUCAGACUCGUUCGGCACGCGCUCGUCAGAACCUGAGCAGGGUGUCGAGGUAAAAACAAAGCGCAGGCAGAAACACCCACCUCUUUGUUUAAAACCCACUGAGCGGCCUAGCAGGAGUUUGGAAGUCAACAGGAAAAGAUGACAGCCUAAAGGUUUGCAGUUUAAAUCCCAGGAUGGGAUGAGGACACGUUUGAAUCGUUGCCAUGCAUUCUUUCACAGUAGAUGGCGCCAGACGCUGUCCGUGUUGGGAGGGCAUUUCCACUGAUUCCUGCCCAUCUGCACUAAUGGUUUUUGCUUAAUGAAUCCAACACUAAUGGCAUAAGAGUUUGAACUAUCAGGAGAAUAGUGACAAUUACAAAUUAUAGAAAUAUUGUUCAAAUGGCGAAAAUUGCUUUGCAAGUAUGGAAAGCAAAAAGUGCCACAAUCCAAGAUAUGUAAAUAUCAUCACCUUCCUAAAAUAAUCGCUUAUGCCAUUGUUUGCCAAAAGUGAUUUGUUUUCUUUUUCUUUCAGCCAAAAUCACUGUUUUCAAAAAAAAUGGCAUCAUUGAAUUAUAAUUUUGAAAUUACUUGCUCAAAUAUGCUACAUACAUUUUAUGUAAUCAAUAAUAUUUUUUUUUAAAUGUUGCUAUUUAAUUGAAAGAUAAUAGUUUCAAAGUGGACCUCCUGUGGAGAUGUGACUGUUCUGACUAGCCAGAGGAACAAAUUUCAUCAUCUCAUGCUGCACUGCAGAACAAAAGAUAUGAAUAAAUAUUUGAAUAAAAUAUGCUUCAAAUGUAGUCAAAACAAUAUUUUUUAAUUAUGUAUUUAUCCAAUUACUUUAAAAUGACUUGAUCAUUUAAUGUUUCUAUAACCAGUUUUAAUAGAAUUAACUAAGUUGACACUACUGGACUUUCAUAAAUGUACAACUUAAAUGGUAAUACACAGAUUUAUUAAUUUACAUUAUUUAAAUUCUAACAUAAACAAUAAUUUGUUCAACUGUAAAGUUUAGUCCCUCCCUCCAUAAAUAAUUACAAUAUUUGAGUACUUAUGCAUACUUUGUCUAAUUAUUCAUUUUCCUCUUGUUUUUUUUUUUUUUAAAGAUUAUAAAUUACUUGGCAAUUAUUUGGGGUUUUGCCCAAAUAAAUUAUUUAUGUAUUUAAAUUCUGUUAGUUUAUAGUUUAUUUUAUUUCAAUUUAAUUAAACUGUGGCAUUUUUGGUCCUCCAUAAUUAAGGCAACAUGGUAACCAUAACCUAAUCAGAAAUGAGUAUGUAGGGUUUAGUGAAUUAUUAUUCAAAUGAACUAAUUUAAAAUGCAAUGGAUUUACUUGUAAUUUUAGUUAAUUAAAUGAAAGUAAUUAUGUGUUUGUUAAAUGUAGCCACUUUUGUCAUUCCGUAUUUUCACUGCGUCAAUUUCCAGUUUUAUUAAAACUACUUAUGCAUUAUAUUGAAUUGCGGCACUUUGGGCACUCCAUAGGUUUUACUGCACUCAUUUCCAGUUUUAUUAAAACUAUUUAUGCGUUUCAUUGAAUUGUGGCAGUGUUGGUUCUCCAUAGCCCUGUCUCUGCUACGCUUAAUUACGCGAGUAGAUCAUAUUCUAUUAAAUUUAUAACUGCAGACAGGUCCAAUCAGCGAUGUCUGCUUUUUUUCACGCGCUCGAUCUGAUUGGUUAGAUCUAUAGGUGUGUCAAGCGGUUGUUUCCUGGGGAGGAGAAUCGCAGCUUUUGACAGCGGAGGGAGGAGGAAGAGGUGACGCGUCAAGGUCCUGACGGAUCCGGUCACAGGACCAAAACACCUCCCUCCCUCUCUCAUCUGGUCUCCGACAGACUUUCAACAUAAUCUGGAAAUGCUUCGAGUGGCAGCGACUGAGGUAAUUUAUUAAUUUAAUCAUUAAACUGGUUGUGGUUUUAAGCCUGUUUCUUGUAGAUUUUCAACUUUGUUGCUAACUUGCACCAAAACGUUUUGCCUUAAGAGUUUCUGAUGUAUUUGUAAACACUCCAACUUACUCUUUAUUACUCUUAAAAUAAGCAAAAUAUAUAAAAGACUGAAUUUAGGAUAGAUCAAGAGCACACAGAUUCUGUUCUUGACAGUCUUUGAUCUUAAAUAUAAAAUAAGCUGCAGUUCAGCAGUUGUUGAUUAUCAGUCAGUAUCCUUUGUGUCAUCUGGUAACGUGCUUUGUUGAGUGUAGCAGGCGUCAGACACCACAGCUUCUGUUUCCACUUCUGUGGCUCUAAAGAUAGAGCACACUGGGAUUGGUGUUCCUCAGGGGAGGUGAAACACAAUGGCUUUCUGAGGUGAUGGGGAAACGUUGGGGGCAAGAGCUGGAGUCGUCCAGAGAAAGGGAAGUAUAGUCACUCAGCAUGGUCGAAACUCAGCCGGUGAAUUGUUUAGUAAUUUUAUGGCGCGGAGAGACAUUGAAGAUGCUGCAACUUUACUCACCGUUUUUCAGAAACAAUGUAGACUUCAUCAAGUAGCACGCAGCAAAGCAAAACUGAUCAAGUAAGUUGAUGUUCAAAGCCCUGCAGAAGUAUGAAACAGAGCCUUAUCAAAGAAUAGUCGACUUGUUUUGCCCAUUUGUACUUUUGUAGUUUUUGUCUCUUCCUAUUUACAUGUAGUGAAGUGUUUUCAUGAAGAGAUAAGAAAUUGAGCAAAUCUCAUAAUUUUGCACCUUAAUCCUCUUUUUUUUUAUGGUUCAGUUGCCCUUUGAUUGAGCCAUUAUGAAACAUGACAAAUUACAAACACUGAUCAAACUAAAACAAAAUGGUGAGUAAAUUGACGCAUUGUCGGCAACAAAGGUUACCCCGCAUUUGUUUUCUUAGACAUAGAUAUUAAACAAUCAAAGCUAUAAAAGUAUGAAAUAUUGUAUUUUUAGUACAAAACAUCCUGUUAUAUUUUGUAAACAGAAAUACUGUGUACACAGCUACAAAUAUCCUAGUGACCCUUAGCUCCUCUCACUGUCCUCUGCAGGGCACUUUAUUGUUGGUUAGUACAGGAUAGGGUAGCAAUACUGUUUGCCAUCUUUCAACUAGGGCAAAUAUUGGUUAUUUAAGAUCCAAAAAUGGUGUUUUCCUCAAAUUCAAACCUCCUUUUAAAAUGAUAAGCUUUGAUUAUUGACUGUCGCAAGACUAGCUGUGUAAAGGGCGGCCAAACAUGCAAUAAAGCAAACUUUGUGAACUUGCUUCCAGACAUAGCUAUUGGGAAAUGUCUGCUGACAGUCUGACGCCUCAGUCAGCCAGCGGGCAGAUUCUUCACAUCAAAGCCUCUUUGCUGACCAACAGCUGUCUCACGGUUUCACCAUAUGCUCUGUGCUUCAUAUAUUCUACGACGCUCUACAUUCACAGACACACUUUCAUUCUGACGUUACCCAACUGUAGCGAUCUGUCAGGACUUGCCUUCUGAAAUGCAGCAAAACAGACUAGAUAAACAAGAACAAGCCCGCGUUGAUCAAUCACGUUGUCAACGUCUCGACACAAGAGUCCAAAGAGGCAGCGUGUUCCAGCGUUAGUUCGUGAAAUGUUUGUUCAGAUAUGUGAACUGAAAUUGUUCUGUAGAUUUGUUAGCAUUUCAGUGCAAAUUAUAUUGCACUGUAAAUAAAAUAGAGUAAGAUGCUACAGGAAGUUAGCAUGUUAUAUAAACAAGAGAAAGGCCAGAUCGUUUGAGAUCCUGAACAGGAUUAGGCAGGUAAAGAACAUAAAUGAAUGGGUACAUAAUGAGCUGUUGACGCAUACGUCAACAAGCCAUAACAUUUUAUUAACUGAAAGCAUUGUUAUUUAACCCCACGUGGCCAGAAAAAUCAGUUAGUGUCUUAACACUCAAUUGAGAAUUUUCUCUAAUUUUCACAGGAUCAAAAUAUCCAUACUGUUUAUACUUCUGUAUGUAUAUACGUCCCAUGUACAUGGGUUCACCUAGGUUCUUACAUCCAUGUUAGUCUUACUAGACCUCCACUACCAACAUUUGUUUCAGUUGGGAGGUUAAUCCUCCUAAAGUUGUCCAACUGGUGGUUUAAAAUGCAGCCAUUUUUGAUUAAGGGUCUUGUUUAACCUUGCCUUCCCUCCCGUUCUGUUACAGUCUGGAGAGUGAUGGGUAAUCCCUAUAAGUUUGGAUCCCCGAUCUCCAACAUGGCAGCCGAACUCUACAGCCCCCCAUCGCCUCUUGGGGAAUCCCUGCUGGACAGUCCGCUGUGUGGAGACCUGAUAGGGAAUCUUCCUGACUUUUCCCAAUCAAUAGAAGAUGACUCACUGGGAUUUGAUUUCCCAGAAUACCAAACCACUGCUUCUGGGCCCAGCAGCUCCAUCCCAUUGGAUACUCUGACUCCGGCCUCCAGUCCUUUGCCUGGGGAGUGCGGCGCAUUGCUUGGUCCAGACGAGGGUAGCGGCCCCCUUAACCUUGAGUGCAGGGUGUGCACAGACAAAGCUUCAGGCUUUCACUAUGGAGUGCAUGCGUGUGAGGGCUGCAAGGGUUUCUUUCGGAGGACCAUCAGACUGAAGCUGGAAUACGAUAAGUGUGAACGCAGCUGUAAGAUCCUGAAGAAGAAUCGAAACAAAUGCCAGUACUGCAGGUUCCAAAAGUGUGUGUCUGUGGGGAUGUCCCACAACGCCAUCCGGUUUGGUCGCAUGCCCCAAGCAGAGAAGCUGAAGCUCAAGGAGGAAAGCAAGGUUGUCGAAACAGAAGAAGAAGACCCGGUCAAGGCCGACCACAAGAUCCUGGUCAGACAGAUCCACGAAGCCUACAUCAAGAACUUCAACAUGAACAAGGCAAAAGCGCGGCUAAUACUAACCGGAAAAACCAGCCAGCCGCCUUUUAUCAUCCACGACAUGGAGACGUUUCAGCUUGCCGAGAAGACGUUAGCGGCCCACGUGGUAAGGACUGAGUCUGCGGAUCCUGACCUUCAUCUUCAAACUGGGCAGAUAAUCCCGGCGCUGGUUUGUGAGGAGCUCCAGCAACGGGAGGCUGAGGCCAGGCUCUUCUACUGCUGCCAGAGUACCUCAGUGGAGACGGUCACAGAGCUAACAGAGUUCGCUAAAGCGGUGCCCGGCUUUCAGAGCUUGGAUUUGAAUGAUCAGGUGACUCUCUUGAAAUAUGCGGUUUAUGAAGCCCUUUUCACCCUUCUGGCCUCAUGUAUGAACAAAGAUGGCCUCCUUGUGGCACGUGGCGGAGGCUUCAUCACCCGGGAAUUCCUCAAAGGUCUCCGGCGGCCUUUCAGCGACAUGAUGGAGCCCAAAUUCCAGUUUGCCACUCGUUUCAACUCUCUGGAUCUGGAUGACAGUGACCUGGCCCUCUUUGUGGCAGCUAUCAUCUGCUGUGGAGACCGUCCAGGACUGGUGGAUGUACCGCUGGUGGAGCAGCUGCAGGAAAGCAUCAUCCAGGCCCUACGGCUCCACCUGCUGGCCAAUCAUCCAGGUGACGCUUUCCUCUUCCCCAGACUGCUGCAGAAGCUGGCUGACCUCCGGGAACUGGUGACAGAGCACGCACAGCUGGUUCAGGACAUCAAGACAACAGAGGACACUUCACUGCACCCGCUCCUGCAAGAAAUCUACAGAGACAUGUAUUGACAGAAUGAGCGGGAGUUCAUAUUAUUGUUAAUAAAUUGAAAGUGCAGUUAAAUUAUCCACACAUUCUUCAAGCAAUACAUGCACUGACUAAAGCCUCACAGUAUGAAACACAGAUGUCCUUAGGUGGGGUUAGAAUAGGCCUAUUUAUUGUGUGUAUUUAUUCAAACCUGCCUAAUCUGGCCUUUUCUAUGUUAAAGAAAUACCUGAAUCUGUUCUGUAAAUAUGUGCUGCUUCAGCAGAUGUUCUACACAUGACAAUGUCUAAUGUUACGCAUUUAUAUGAAUCUUUCAAAGUGCUGCUUGAAAACUCAGACCUCAGCUUAGGUUGCCUAUAAGCUUUUCUGGCUGUUUUAAUCUGCGGAGUAAAGCAUGUCUUUGUGCGAGUCCUGUGAAUUCGCUGGCCAGUAUUAAAUAUUUGCACUAAAAACACACUCAUCUGUUAAACUGGUCCAUGCAGUAUUUUGUAAAUAUAUCAGGAAUCCAAUGACGACAGAGGAGGACAGUAAGGCGUCUGCCAAAUAACGAAGAUCAAUGCCUUAUUUUCUCACUUUGAAUUACUUUGAAUUAAUCUUGUAUGCAGCAGUUAAGUUUUAUAUUCUAUUUUUUAAACCAUGUACAGUACAUGUAAUUGUUUCUGUAAAGUAAUGAUUCUUUAGAUGUAUUAUAUAAAUUAAUAUAUAGAA
Molecule: messenger RNA, 6943 nt
Organism: Xiphophorus hellerii (green swordtail)
Lineage: Eukaryota; Metazoa; Chordata; Actinopteri; Cyprinodontiformes; Poeciliidae
Gene: pparaa
Product: peroxisome proliferator-activated receptor alpha a
Exons: 7
Coding region: 4789-6261 (490 amino acids)
Biological process (GO): positive regulation of transcription by RNA polymerase II; positive regulation of fatty acid metabolic process; fatty acid metabolic process
Cellular component (GO): nucleus
Molecular function (GO): zinc ion binding; RNA polymerase II cis-regulatory region sequence-specific DNA binding; nuclear receptor activity
Source: RefSeq, a predicted model, not a curated record